Molecule: messenger RNA, 1062 nt
Organism: Paramuricea clavata
Lineage: Eukaryota; Metazoa; Cnidaria; Anthozoa; Malacalcyonacea; Plexauridae
Source: the annotation of a GenBank genome assembly
AUGGCUGAGUCAAAAAGCCGUCCAGUUCCUAAACGAAGGUCAGUACACCUUGGCACCCACAGAGGUGAUGAAUUCUCAACCACAGACUUGUAUGGCAGUGGACAAGAUCUACAAACAGGUAUGGAAGUUAGUGACAUUUCGGUUGUACUGUAUCAAGGGUUGGUUGGGGAUCAGUUAUAUACGAAGUCUGGACAGUGUUAUUCAUCAGAUAUUGAUUUUCUAGCCCAUCACUCUUUCUGAGUAAAAUAACAAAGUAGGGCAUAUCAGAGUGUGAUGACCCACUGUCUUGAGUUCUAGCACUCUUCCCUUUAGCGAAAUAAUUUGCCAUUAGCUAUUAGACAGUAAAAUAACAAAUUAGGGUGCAAUGCCAAGGAUUAAAGAGGCUGUCAAGUCUGUUCUGCUCAUGCGUGUGUUUUGUUUACAUUUUUUGUGUCAAACAAUAGAUAAUUAAACUUCCGAUCUGUGGGCCCACAUGUUAGGUCAUUACGCAUUCAGAAUAUAUCACGAAGGAAAAAUUGAACUACUAAAGCAAACAUUUAGCCCCAAAACAACAAAUUUUUACUUACAGAGGUAUAGACAAAAUUUGAUUGAAAUUUGUACACAUUUGACCGAUUGUGCAACAAUCUACCAAUUCCGAUUGUCUACUAAUAAGGCAAAAAUCGGCCCGAUACCGAUUAUUGGUCAAUCAUUAUAAAAAUGCCUGAAAAAAUUGUAGGAUGAAUUCCACAAAUAAUGUGAAUAUGUAUCACUAUCGAAUGUAUGUUACUACUUACUAUUUGUUUUUAUUUUAUUUCAAAUUGUUUGCUUUCUUCUCCAGAGUCUUGCCCUGGCCAGUGUGGGCUGCCAAGCUGCGUACAACAAAAGAACUCAGAUGUGUCGGCAGAUCAAAAGAAUCGAGAUUCAACACUCCCUCGACUUCUCUAUGACUUGGACGAAGCCUGUAAGAAAUAUUUGAACGAUGUGGAGAAAUCCAACCUUGCAAACGCAUGUAUGUUUGCUGCAUCGUCUCCAAACAGAAAAUAUAGAAUCCUCAAAUUCUUUGAACUGUUGGAAAAUAACAAG